Messenger RNA from Alternaria alternata, 2690 nucleotides. Its product is annotated as HET-domain-containing protein. The record is from RefSeq and is a predicted model, not a curated record. The transcript has a single exon. The coding region runs from base 461 to 2503 and encodes 680 amino acids. NCBI's taxonomy places the organism in Eukaryota, Fungi, Ascomycota, Dothideomycetes, Pleosporales, Pleosporaceae.
CGCGAUGUUCACUCGACUCAAGACUCCAUCAGAUGAGCCUUAUCAACGGCUGAACACACAAGGCUGACGACACGACUGUAUAGCCUUGUAGGCACCAGCCGUGUUCAGCCCCGGUGGCUUGCAGUGGCUUACCAAAUCCAUGCACUUAGCAAUUCGCCAGCUCUUGCAGCUUCCAUUGCCCCAUCCCUCAUAGCCAUUCGCAAGAUACCGCUUAUUGCAUCCUGAUUCGGUUCACAAGGGGCUAAUGAGUCUUCCCGGAAUCGUUGUUGAUGAACUCUUUGCUCUAAUUUGAAAACAACGGCGGCUGAUCACGCCUUGUAUGGGAAGUCUUGUAAGUCUCAUUUGCCCGUCCCGUGCAGCAACAAUUUGAUGUUCUGGCCCCAGCCUGACGUCAGAAAGCUCUCGCAAAUCUUCAACGAACACAAAUCAUACUGCGAGCCGCGAGUCGCAUUUAGUUGAGAUGACUUCGGUGUUAUCUUUGUACGAGUCUACCGACGGCCUGUAUUCACAUUUGGAAGGGACCGGCCCAGUCCGUCUUAUCAGCCUCCUCGCAGGACGCCCGAGCGACAAAAUACACGUCAAGCUUGUGUCGACCAAUCUGGUCGAUGCCGCCAAUACGUACGAAGCAACAUCAUACACGUGGGGCGACCCCACGAUCACCCACAUCAUCUCAUGCAACGGUCGCAACUUCACGGUAACGAUCAGUGCAUACCAGUUUCUGUGGAGACUCCGUCUCGAAGAUAAAGAUCGACUUCUCUGGAUGGAUUCCAUUUGCAUAAACCAAGCAAAUCAUGAGGAAAAGGCCCAGCAGGUUCCCAUGAUGGGGGAUCUCUAUCAAAAAGCACGUAGAGUCGUGAUUUGGCUUGGUGAAGCCUGUAAUGAUAGCGACUUGGCUAUGGAUUUUGCGGCGGACCUCGAAAUCUCGAAAUCUUUAGAAGAGUUCGAAUACUCGAGCAGGAUUUCCUCUAAUCAUCCUUCCUAUACCCGGAACACUUAUCUUCUCAACGAAGCAAAUCCAUCAAUCGAUAGACGCGAGCUAAUACAGAGUCUAUGUUCUCUGGUGCAACGGCCGUGGACAAGACGUGCUUGGGUUCAACAAGAGGCCGCUUUGUGUAAUGAUACUGUUGUCAUGUGCGGCAGUCGUUCAGUACCAUGGGAUCACUUCUUCGCCGUCAGCUGGAUGCUCACAGCCCCCAAGGCUUGGCAGAUACCUGAUUGGAUCGAAUACGACUCGAUGGUAAAUUCUCUGCGAGCUCUGAGCCAUAUUCAAAGUACUCGUCAAGCUAUCUCUGGCGGAAGAAGUAAUACCAUAUGGGGAACCUUGUCGAUGAUGUCGGCGUGCCUGGCCACCGAUCCUCGCGACAAAAUAUUUGCUACUUAUGGAUUGUUACAGCAGUCACGCUUUAGAUCUGGAGGUUCCCUUGCGCACAAAUUACCCAAAGUCGAUUACUCGCUGCCUUGGCAAGUCGUCUACAUCCAGUGCGCGAAAUUACUUUGCGAGAACGUACUAUUCGAUUGGAAUCAAAUGCUUCUACGUGCAGGAAGAGCCAAACAACGCGACAUAUCCUUACCUUCAUGGGUGCCUGACUGGCGUUACACAACAGAGCUACGCCUUUUUCUUGAUCACCAUUACAGUGCUGGGGGACCGCAGGUGGAAUACCAUCCGUACACCUUGAAAUUUGCCCAGACGCCACGCCGGUUGCGAACUGAUAACGACUUGUACACUUAUUUUACUCCGAGCGGAAAGCGUAAAACCUUACCUAUCCAGUCGCUUGCGUUACAGUUCAUUAUGCAGGAUGUCGUCAUCUAUACCAGUGGAUGCUUGGAUUCAGAGAAGCGUGGUAGUGACUUUCAUUGCGAGUUGGCAGAAUUUGUGAAGUCAACAGAACAGCGACUACUUGCUCUUUCGCCUUCCACAUACAUUAGUAGCGAGACUAUUCUAGAAGCUUUGGCAAAGACCCUUCUCUGUAGUCGAGACUACAAGGAGCUUCUGAUAGAACCGGAAAUCAAGCUAGAAUCCGAGUACCAGAAAUAUCUGCAGAGCUUUCUGGCUGGCGUGGUCAACCACGAGCUUCCUUACGCAAGAGACUUUCGCUUAUCCUCAGCUCUCGAUGAAACUCAACUAUGCAUCACUGCCAGAGGAUACAUGUGUCUGGUUCCAAAAGAGAUCCAAAAUGGCGACUACAUCGGAGUUGCUUGUGGAUUACAGAUGCCAUUGGCAUUCCGAAGAGUUGGCCAAGAUGCCAAGGGGCAGCUGCAGUAUGAGCUUUACAGCGAAGUAUACGUACAUGGCAUGAUGUGUAGCCAAACAUGGAACUUGAUGGAGGAUUACAGACCAAAGCUUAGCGCUGAGGAAUAUGCUUUUCUCAACAGCGAACCGCCGUCCAAAGUAAUUCAGAGUCCCGGAACCUACAAAAAGCGCGAAAACUUCGUAUCAGCCCUUGAUAUCGGGUACGAACAAGUGCUGGCCACAAUAGGAAAAAGAACUAUUGUCUUCAUUUGACGCACUGUGACGCUUAAACAAAGUAUCGUGGCGUCUAGAUCGAGUGUAACGAACAACCUCCGGACAUAACUCCGUCGGAGAUACGAAUACGUCACAACUCCGUUGGAUGGAUACGUGGAUGGAGUGCUUAUCGACCCAGAGGAUUGCAAACACAACCCUGAACAGCUUGUCGGGAGCCAGGUCAAGU